Molecule: messenger RNA, 1301 nt
Organism: Nyctereutes procyonoides (raccoon dog)
Lineage: Eukaryota; Metazoa; Chordata; Mammalia; Carnivora; Canidae
Gene: RABEPK
Product: Rab9 effector protein with kelch motifs
Exons: 8
Coding region: 161-1279 (372 amino acids)
Molecular function (GO): protein binding
Source: RefSeq, a predicted model, not a curated record
CGUCCCCUUCCGAGGGCGCGCCCGGGAAGCCGGGAGCUGGAGAGCGGUUGGCCGCCGCGCCCUUCCGGGUCGGGGGGGUGGGCGGUGCCAAGGCCCGAGCCCCGCCUACGCCAGGGGUGGAGCCACCGCCCGGGACCGUCCGGAGCUGCCGCAGGACACCAUGAAACUGCUGCCAGUCUUGGAGCCUGGAGACAAACCCAGGAAAGCAACAUGGUACACCUUGACCCCCCCUGGAGACAGCCCCUGUGCUCGGGUUGGCCACAGCUGUUCAUAUUUACCCCCAGUUGGUGAUGCCAAGAGAGGGAAGGUCUUCAUUGUUGGGGGAGCAGAUCCAAACAGGAGCUUCUCAGAUGUGUACACCAUGGAUCUGGGAACACACCGGUGGGACUUAGCCACCUCGGAGGGCCUUUUGCCCCGGUACGAGCACGCCAGCUUCGUUCCCUCUUGCGCCCCUCAUACCAUCUGGGUGUUUGGAGGUGCUGACCAGUCAGGAAAUCGAAAUUGCCUACAAGUUCUGAAUCCUGAAACCAGGACUUGGACCAUGCCAGAGGUGACCAGUUGUCCACCAUCCCCAAGAACAUUGCACACAUCAUCUGCAGCCAUUGGAAACCAGCUGUAUGUCUUCGGGGGUGGAGAGAGAGGUGCCCAGCCCGUACAGGAUGUGAAGCUGCAUGUGUUUGACGCAAACAGUCUGACCUGGUCACAGCCAGAGACACUUGGAAAACCUCCAUCCCCCCGGCAUGGUCAUGUGAUGGUGGCAGCAGGGACAAAGCUCUUCAUCCAUGGAGGCUUGGCAGGAGACAAAUUCUAUGAUGAUCUCCAUUGCAUUGAUAUACGUGAUAUGAAGUGGCAGGAGCUAAGUCCCACGGGGGCACCUCCCACAGGCUGUGCUGCCCACUCAGCUGUGGCUGUAGGGAAUCACCUGUACAUCUUUGGAGGGAUGACUCCCACAGGAGCACUGGAUACAAUGUACCAGUAUCACAUAGAAAAGCAGCAUUGGACCUUGCUUAAAUUUGAUACUUUUCUACCCCCUGGACGAUUGGAUCAUUCCAUGUGUGUCAUUCCAUGGCCAGUGAUGUGUAUGUCUGAGAAAGAAGAUUCAAAUUCUGCCACUCUAAACUAUGAUACUGAGGAAGGGGAUUCCACCGACCAAGGAGUGACACAAGGUGGUGACUCACACGAGGAAAGCCAGACUGACACACUGCUCUGUUUUGUGUUUGGCGGGAUGAAUACAGAAGGGGAAGUCUAUAGUGACUGUAUUGUGACUGUAGUUGACUAAUAAAUCCCACAUUUUUAUUAAA